AUGGCCAACAUGAACCCCAUGGGUGGUCCUGUUGGAGGUGCCCCCAUGCCCAUGAUGAACAACGGCGGCGUCAACCCCCAGGCUGCUGCGGCUGCUGCCGCCGCGUCUCGCCAACAGGCAAACGAUAACCAGCGCAGCGUUCUUAACACCUAUAUCUACGAAUACUUUAUCCGCAUGGGAAUGUACGAUUGCGCCCGAUCUCUCCUUUCCAGCGAUCAACAGGUCAACGUCCUCAGCAAGGAUGGCGCGAACCGUCGUCGCGACGAGAACGGAAAUGUCAUCAACGGUGUUGGCGACGAUCCCAUGGAUACCGAUUCGAAGGACGACAUCGAUUCCAAACUUCCUGAAGACUUGCCGCCGCCGAAGCUUCCCAUGCCUGCUUCCGACACCUCUUUUCUCUACGAGUGGUUCUCCGUCUUUUGGGACAUUUACUACGCGCAGCGCGCCAAGAGCGGAAACAAUACCAUCAACCAAUAUGUUCAACAUACUCAGAUGAGACCAGAUAUGGCUACGCAGCAAUAUCAGAUGAUGCGCAACAUGCAGAACGGCGGCAUGAUGAACAUGAAGCAGGGCAACCUUGCCCGCGCCGCCAUGGCUAACAACCAAAACAACCCUCAAAUGAUGCUACAGCAGGCCAAGCAGAACCAGAUGCAGCGAGAUCCCUCCGGUAUGGAUGGCCAAAACAGACCCUCUUCACCAGCGUCUGGGGAGAACGCUCCCUCGCCUUCCAAGCGACAGCGCAUCGAUGGCGCACCGUUCAACCCUAACCAGCCCGGCAUGAUGCCCAAUGGCCGUCCCGGUCAAGGUAUGCCAGGCCAGCAGAUGCCCGGAGGAGCCAACACUGCCGCCGCUCAACAAACGUUACUUGCCAAUGGCAUCAAUCCUCACUCAUUACAUCCUCAGCAACUGCAGAACUUUGCCGCCGCCCCGCCCGCCGCUCAGCAAAAGUCGAUCGCGACCUACUCGCAGAACCUGCAGCAACACCAUGGUACUCAGAUGGGAGGCAAGCAGAUGCCCAAUGCCGUUCCUCAAGGCCAAGGAUCCCCAAUGAUGGCCCAGGGUCCUGAUGGAACCGCUCUCAAUGCGUUCUACAACCCAGGCGAGAUGGGAGGCCCAGGCGGCAUCCGGGCGGGACCUGGAGGUCCCCAAAACGGAGGGGGAAGCAACCAUGCCCUCCAAGACUAUCAAAUGCAGCUAAUGCUUCUAGAGCAGCAGAACAAGAAGCGACUCAUGAUGGCCCGCCAAGAGCAAGAUACCGUCGGCGGCAAUGGCAUGCCCCGAGAAGGCCAACCCGGACAACCAGGGGGUCCUGGACCCAACGGCCAGUUCCCGGAUACAUCGCCCCAGGCCAUGCGACCAGGUGCCUCACCCAACCCUGCUGAGCAGAUGAAGCGCGGCACACCCCAGAUGAACAACUCUGGCAUUCCUUCACCGGUCCCCGAGGGUGGUCAAUCCCGUGGCUCUCCCAACCCGGCCAUGAACUUCAUGGGCAACCAGAUGGAUCCCAACAUGGCACCUCACUUCUUCAAGCAGAUGGAUGGCAACAUGGGAGGCCAACCUCCGAUGAACGGCGGCAUGCGACCCCCUAGCUCUCACCCUGGUCAACCCUUCAAUGGACAGAUGAACCAGCAACAGAUGAUGGCCGCCGCACGACAACAGCAAGGCCAGCCAGGCCAAGGGCCUCAAGGAAACCCCCAGCAGUGGCAGCAAGGACCCAAUGGACAGAUGGUGCCUCAGCAGAUGCAGCAGCAAAGUCCUCAGAUCCAGGGAACUCCCCAGCAACGAUCGAUGCCUCCUCCCCAAGCACCACCUGCUGGUGCAAAUGGAGCCAACAGCAGGACAACAGCAUCCCCUCAACAAGCAGCAGCUGCACCGCCAACUCCUAGCCAAGCUAACAAGGCCGCCCCCAAGAAGAAGAAGUCCGAGACCGCCAAGGAUAAGCGCGCUGCUGCCAACAAGAAGGCGAACCAGAACCUCAACAAUGCUGGUGCAACUCCUUCAAAUGAUAACAACGAGUCGCAGGAUACUCCAGCUCCUGCGACACCCAUUCAAAACGCCAAUGCUGCCAACUUCAAUAAGAAUGGGCAAGCUGGCAACACCGGUCAGAAUGGUCAGCCAACGACUGGCCCAGCUGCUAAUGCUCCCGCAGCUGCAACAACCGCUCCUCCUCCUCAGCCACCAGCUCCUCAGCACGACCCCAAUCAAAUGAUGGGUAUGGAUAACAGCUUUGGCCCAUUGUUUGAUGGCGGCGGCAUGGAGUUGGCCAACCCCCUCAACUCGGGUGACGUGCUCAAUGACUUCGACUUUGAUUCGUUCCUCCACGACCAAGAUGGUGAUAACUCAGCCUUCAAUUUUACGGAAGCUUUCCCCAUGGGAGAUGAGAUAGGAGCAGAUUAA
Messenger RNA from Fusarium oxysporum Fo47, 2397 nucleotides. RefSeq lists its product as uncharacterized. The coding region runs from base 1 to 2397 and encodes 798 amino acids. NCBI's taxonomy places the organism in Eukaryota, Fungi, Ascomycota, Sordariomycetes, Hypocreales, Nectriaceae. Gene Ontology annotation, molecular function: protein binding. The transcript is spliced from 5 exons. Gene Ontology annotation, cellular component: nucleus. The record is from RefSeq and is a predicted model, not a curated record.